AUGGCAGACGUAGAUGAGUGGAGAGGGGCCAGCUUUAAAAAAGUGGAGGACCAUAGCGAAGCAGCCACAGCCCUCCUUGAGAGGGUCAAUGCCACCACUAUCCCUGUGCUCCUGCGUAGCACCAACAAGGGCCUAAACGAACUUGUUGAUGAGCUACUAGCUCUUGAGAAGAUUGCUCGUCUCGGUGGGGAUGCGAUUUCCACCCAGCGGCUCGCGGUGGAGGUGAUCCGCGUGUAUCGCGUGCAAGGUGAUUAUGCCAAGAUGUUGGAUGUGCUUGAGAUACUCAUGCGGAAGCGUGGGCAGACGAAGCUGACGCAAAGCGCAAUGAUUGCGGAGUGUGCGGUGAUGCUGACCGACGGCUCGCUGUCGAAGGAGCGCCGCAGGGAGGUGCUUGAGCGGGUUGUACACCUGACAGACAGCAAGAUUCACGUGGAGCUCGAGCACGUACGCUUUGCCAUUGAUCUCGCAAAACUCAUGGAAAGCGAGGGACAGAAGCGUGCGGCGUGUGACUUGCUGAGGGGUCUACAUGUUGAAACUAUCACCAACAUGCCACGUGUAGAAAAGCUUGAGGCGCUCAAUCGGCUUAUUCGGCUCUGCCUGGAGUUGGAGGACUACGAGCAUACACCGCUUGUCUCACGGCGUAUCAAUCACCGAGCGUUGGCGCGUCCAGAAUCACAAGACGCCAAGUUGACUUAUUUUGCACUCAUGCGCCGGUACUAUACACAGCGUCAGUCAUACUUCAACGUGGCGCGUUGCUGGUAUGAGACGUACCUCACAGAGACCGCGGAGGCCGCCAAACUCGCUGCUCUCAGCAGCAUGGCGGUGAACUAUCUUAUUGCCGAGCACGCCACCCCAAAGGCGUUGGAGGAUCUUGCGGAAUGCACCGCCUUUUCACCUGCCACGAAGUUUGCCGAGCGCAAUGCCGCCAUUCAGGGCAUCACCACGGCGCUGCAGAAGCAGCUGGAGGAUAUCCCGCAACUGCAGUACUUGCUGCAGCGGUUUACCAGCAUUGAGCUUAUCCGCGAGAAGGUUACCAAUGAAGUGGAGACGCUUUGCGAAAAUCACCCGGAACUUGCGGGUCACGAGGACCGUCAGCUGCUACUGCGAAGCCGCUGUAGCGAGCACGACCUGCUCGUCGUCUCUCGCUUCUACCGUCGUCUGCGCCUAGACCGCCUCGCCCAGCUGGUUGGCCUUACCCCGGAACACACGGAGGAGUUCCUCAUGAUGAUGGUGGCUUCCAAGACUCUCUACGCGAAGAUGGACCGCGUGGACGGUCUGGUGGUCUUUGAAGCGAAAAAAAACGCGACGGAAGUCAUCAACGGCUGGAACGAGGCGGUGGAGCGCAGUGUUGCGCUCCUGGACAAGGCCUCACACCUCAUCGUGAAGGAGCGGAUGCUGCACAAUAUAUCUGCCGCACAGGCGCAGCAGGCUGUGAUGUUGUAG
This is a messenger RNA of Trypanosoma rangeli, 1443 nucleotides long. RefSeq names its product 19S proteasome regulatory subunit. The transcript has a single exon. Gene Ontology annotation, cellular component: nuclear proteasome complex; proteasome regulatory particle, lid subcomplex; cytoplasm. The record is from RefSeq and is a predicted model, not a curated record. Bases 1 to 1443 code for a protein of 480 amino acids. NCBI's taxonomy places the organism in Eukaryota, Euglenozoa, Kinetoplastea, Trypanosomatida, Trypanosomatidae.